AUAACGAGGGGGUAAAGGGGCGGAAAAUACGGCUCAGAUAUGCGAGUCGAAUCUCCCAAAGAGCCGAGUCAAAGAGCCGACACGUUUGCAAACGACACCUCACCUCACUAGUCAAUAUGGCGACGCUCAUGCUGUGCAUGAGAGGUGUGUGUACAAUCCUCGAACCAGCUCUGACUGUAAGAAUCAGUAAUAGAUAUGUGCGCACAGUGAGGUGCAGACCACCUACCGUUUCUACUUCUGAUGAAGAGGAGAAGGAGGACUCGAUAGACCUGAAGUCAGGAGUGAAAAAUGAGCAGUUUAAAGGCGCAGAGAGGCUCAAACAUGCAUGUUCUCCUUCAGCAAUGGAGUCCAUGCUGGACACCACGAGGAACGUUUCAGAGUCACAUCAUGAGAAAACAACGAGCAAACAAGCAAGUCGUGGUUUGUCUUCCAAACCUCCAUGUUUCUACCAAGUGGAAAGUUUGCGGUAUGAGAAGGUGCAGCCUGAUGACAAGAGAGUGUCACGUUUGGUGAACUUGGCUCGGUCGAAGAAGCUUCGUGAGCAGCAAGGCAAAAUCCUCCUGGAAGGAAGACGUCUCGUUUGUGACGCGCUGGACGCAGGGGUUUCGCCGCUCGUCGUCUUCUUCAGUACGGCGGAGAGACUUCAGGAGCUUCCUGUAAACAAACUAGCACAUGCCAGCUUAGUCAAAGUCAAGCUGGAGGACGUCCGGAUCUGGCCUGAUGUCGACGCGGCGGUCGAUAUGAUAGCUGUCUUCAAACGUCCAGAGGUGUCCCAGCUGUUAUUUUCCGAGGAGAAAUGUGGGAAGGCGUUGCCUUUGACGCUUAUCUGCGAUAACGUGCGGGAUCCAGGGAACCUGGGUGCGACGCUGCGCUGUGCCGCUGCUGCCGGAUGCCACAGUGUGCUGCUCACUACAGGUUGUGUGGAUGUCUGGGAGCCCAAGGUCCUCCGUGCUGCCAUGGGCGCCCACUUUCGCCUUCCCAUAAUCCCUAGUCUGUCCUGGUCCGAUAUACAAUUUCACCUUCCUCCCUCGGCGACUGUCCACGUAGCUGACAACUCGAGCGGCUCCGUGGCCGAGCUGGAACUCGCAGGAACACCUAGGCGGCAAAAAAAAGCCGGAGACUACGGCUGGGUCAGCAGCCGCCAUAUCUCCAGGAAAGUGUACUGUGAAGAUGAGGAUGAAGAGGACAAGGUGGGUGGGUCUAGGCAGGCAAGCCCGGUUUUAGAGGCUCAGCCUUAUCAUAUGAGUUGGACUGGUAACCACACGGCCAUCGUGAUUGGUGGAGAGACUCACGGUUUGAGCCAGGAAGCCUUGCGACUGGCUGAGGAAACGAGGGGGCGGAGACUAUCGAUCCCCAUGGUGCGAGGAGUGGACAGUCUGAAUGCAGCCAUGGCUGCGAGUGUGCUGCUGUUUGAGGGAAGGAGACAACUGAAAGGACAAGCGUUAGAAUGAAUUCUACAUAAGCUUUGCAGCUAAACCCCCAACCCAACAAGAAACAGUACGAGAGUUGAAUUCUCGAAACCGCUCUUCCGAUUACGGCGACUCUGAGGCCUGGAAAACACCAUUUAUUUUUGGUGUAUUGAGCUGGGAUGAAAGCCAGAAAGUCUUUAAGGUGGUAGAAAUGUAAGAUAUCGUAUAGACAAGAAUAAUUCAUUAAGACAACGGGGAUUGGUUUGUUUUUAGAAAGAAAAGACAUGUUUGUGUGUGUGUAUAAUUCAGACUUUCUGCAGAAUGUCUCACUUUAUUUGUUUUAAAUAAAGUUUCUUUUUUUUUUGACAUCCAUA
Messenger RNA from Ictalurus furcatus (blue catfish), 1783 nucleotides. Its product is annotated as rRNA methyltransferase 3B, mitochondrial-like. The record is from RefSeq and is a predicted model, not a curated record. Gene Ontology annotation, molecular function: RNA binding; RNA methyltransferase activity. Lineage: Eukaryota; Metazoa; Chordata; Actinopteri; Siluriformes; Ictaluridae. Bases 117 to 1451 code for a protein of 444 amino acids. Gene Ontology annotation, biological process: RNA processing. The transcript has 4 exons.